Messenger RNA from Arachis stenosperma, 1925 nucleotides. Its product is annotated as elongator complex protein 4. Gene Ontology annotation, biological process: tRNA wobble uridine modification. The coding region runs from base 538 to 1623 and encodes 361 amino acids. The record is from RefSeq and is a predicted model, not a curated record. Gene Ontology annotation, cellular component: elongator holoenzyme complex; transcription elongation factor complex; cytoplasm. The transcript is spliced from 10 exons. NCBI's taxonomy places the organism in Eukaryota, Viridiplantae, Streptophyta, Magnoliopsida, Fabales, Fabaceae.
ACUAUCCCAGGCCACAACCCACAAACGGCCACCCCUCUCAAUCCCAACUCAGUCUCCACUCUUGGUUCUCCCUCUCACCUCCUACCUCACUCGCCGGUCACCGCCGAACACAACGGCAGCCAACGGAGGUCAUUUCCUUUUGCUGCUUGCCGUCACCGUUGGCUCCUCUGCCUUGUCCCCGCGCCGUCUGUCUCUGCUGAGUCAGCUCGCCUCUGCUUCCUCGCCGUCUUGUCAUCUGUCUCUGCUUCCCUGGGCGUCGCCGUAGUUGAUGGUCUAUCUGCAACCCCAACCCGUCGCCGUCUUCUUGCUUCUACUUCUGCAGUGUGGAUUUUAUAGGGUCAACCGUUGACUCGUCGGUUGAACUAGUAAUCUAGUGACAUAGUACUCCGAACCGGUUCGAUUUUGGUAACUAAGCUUCCGUGUUCCCUUCUCUCUUCUAAUAACGACGCUCACUUCGCAUCUCCAAGGCCUAUUGGGUGUUGGGUGGACUUACAGCAACUUCUGCUCUUUGCUUCCUCAGACUGUUAUUGAUGCAGAAUGGCUACUACUAGGACUCGAGUUAGUAGCUUCUCUCACAAUGUAUCAUCUUUAAAAUCUUCGCAGCAUCCUGGUCUUAAGAAUGGCCCCAAUGGGACAACUUUCAUAUCAUCUGGGAUCUCUGAUCUGGACAAAAUUUUAGGAGGAGGUUUUUCUCUGGGUAGCCUUGUUAUGAUUAUGGAAGAUGCAGAAGCGCCUCAUCAUAUGCUUCUAUUGAGAAAUUUUAUGUCUCAAGGACUUUUGCAUAGACAGCCACUCUUGUAUGCUAGUCCAUCUAAAGAUCCUAGAGCAUUUCUUGGUACUUUGCCGAGUCCAGGGUCAUCCAAAGAUGAUACAUCACACAAACCUAGCCAUGAGAAGGAUCUUAGAAUUGCAUGGCAGUACAAGAAGUACUUUGGUGAGCCUCAGCUAAAUAUCAAUACUAAUAAUGGUGGUCAUCAUGAUUAUUGCAAUGAUCUUGACUUGCGAAAGCCCUUGGAAAGACAUUUUUUCACUAGCAAUAAUGUAGAUUGUGUUAGCAUCCAAAAUUCCCCAAACCUUGAUGCUCUUAAAGAUCGUUGUGCUGAAUUUCUUGCUCAAUUCUCAAGAAAUGAAGGAAGCAUUUCCUCCGCUGGUCGUAUAGCAAUCCAGUCAUUCUGUUCUCCACAGUGCAAGUAUUCAGACAUGGAGUGGCAUAUGCUUUCCUUUAUUCGAUCUUUAAAAGGGAUGGCCCGGUCUUCAAAUGUCGUUGUUGUUGCAACGUUUCCUCCGUCACUUCUAUCGCCAUCAUGUUCAAAAAGAUUGCAACAUAUGGCAGACACUUUGCUUUCUGUCAGGGCAAUUCCAGAUGAGGACAAGGAACUAGCAAAACUCCUCACUGGAUACCAGGACAUGGUUGGGCUGUUAAAUGUACAUAAAGUUGCACGGUUAAAUACACAGGUUCCUGUGAUUCUUGAUGCUACAACAUUCUCAAUAAAAUUGCAAAAACGGAGGUUUUUGGUUUUCGAAUGUUUAAAUCAAGCCCCAGUUGACGGGUCCGGAGGAAGUUCUUAUGGCAAUUCUGGUGUAUGUUCUACAUCAACUAAAGCUGGGCCUCUAGAUUUUUAGGGUUUAAUUAUUCUGUUAGUCCGUAUAGUUUUACUAAAUUUAUAAUUAGGUUCAUAUGAUACGAGUUUUAUGGGACAAACAGAGAAUUGUCAUAUGCCAAUUGGUCCAAUGAAAAGAGCAACAAUUAAGAGAAUAAAAGAAGGUUUUGCAAACAUGGCUAAAUUAUUUGUUUAGAAGAUGCAUCAAGAAUUGAGUAAGACAAUGAUUAACGAUUAUGAAAAAUCAAAUGUCUUACUAUUUACAAGAUGUAUUGAAGACUCUCGUUAUUCAAGAUGAAUUAAAUAUGCAUCAUUUUUAUAGUA